Enterobius vermicularis (human pinworm) is the source of this 993-nucleotide messenger RNA. NCBI's taxonomy places the organism in Eukaryota, Metazoa, Nematoda, Chromadorea, Rhabditida, Oxyuridae. The record is from the annotation of a GenBank genome assembly.
AUGACUGAGGCGCCAGGGUGCUUAUGGUUUGCAUGGAGAAGAAUUAGUCAGAACUUUGCUGAAAGUUACAAGUUCGGAAAAGGAUUAACGGGAACUAAUUUUGUCACUAUAAAUCCUUUUGAUUUGUUAAAUGAAACCCAAGCGUGUAUUAAUAAUGCUUGUGUGACAAUUGAGCCUGCAAGAUGUCCUCAGUUCUCACAUUUUGUCAAAUGUGGUUCAACAUGUCACGAACAUUGCGGAGAACCAAAGCCGAUGAUCUGCAAUAAAAUGUGCUUCCGUGGUUGCGUGUGUGAUGACGGAUACGUUCUUGACAGCAACGAACAAUGCAUUAGGCGAGAAGAUUGUCCUCCACAGAAUUCCUCUGCAGAUUUCAACAACACUUGUGUGGGAGUUGACUGUAGACCGGGCUAUGAAUGUGUCGAUGGUAGAUGCGUACUGAGAAGAGAUUGUCCACUUGUAUCGAUGGUGCCACCAUCAUCUAACUGUAUGUAUGUUCCGGAAACUGAUAGCCGUGGAUGUUUACGGCCAAGACUGAUGUGUUCGACUGCGGAGCCUAAGCCAGCGAACGACAUUCAGCAGCCACAACAGUGCGGACCAAAUGCACAUAUGUCAAACUGUACAAACUUUUGUCCAGUAAUUCACUGUGGCAACCUAUAUAGGAAGAUUGUCUGCUUUUCACUACGUUGUGGACCGCCAGGUUGUGUCUGCAAUGAUGGUUACGUCUUCAAAAGUCUAGAUAAGUCACGCGGUUGUGUAAAAAGAGAUGAGUGCACUGACGACGAAAGUGGCGAAGUACUUAUUGCAUUAACUUCAGGUUCAAAAGUCUGCGGUCCAAAUGAACGACAUACAAAUUGUGGUUCAGCAUGUGAACCAGUUUGCCCUCCCGAUGAGCCAAAACCAUGUGUCGCCAUGUGUAUUGCUGAUGUCUGUGAAUGUAAACCCGGAUUUCUUAGACAUAAAACGAAAGGUUGUGUUCGGCAAGAAGAAUGUUAA